AUGCGCGACCACUCUGUUCUGCUCACUUUCAUCGGCAUCCUUCUGUCCUCGACGACAGCGGAAGCUGGCGGCUUUGACAUUAUCAGGCCGACAAAGAGCGCUAGUCUAACCCUCGACAAAUUGAAUAACAGCGGUCCGUUGGACGAAUGUCCUGCGAUCCCGACCCCGAGGCAAGAAGUUCCAGAUCCUGCCCUCUCGGAGAGCGUCGGGAAAGAAACGUGCGGGUUCUUUAGCACGGGCGGAGAAUACGCAACGGUCACUUGCACAGGCGGUACGGGAACCACAGGAAUCGCUUGCCAGAAUACAGGCAGAUGGCUCUGCGGAGGUCUAUACACCACCUGCCUAGGCCCUACCGAGCCAGUCUGCAAUGGUAAGACAGAGAACGGGGUGAGGACCCUCUGCUGUAACACACAGAGCCCAGUCUGCGGGACACUCCUCCGCGGCUCAGGGGAGAACCAGAGGACGGGCCUGGCCUGCUUCGGCUCCGAGUUCAAGACAAAAUCCAUCCAGGCUCUCGCGACUGUGAGGUGGCCCACGUUCAUCACCGAGCCGCCGCCGCCUUCGACAACGUCCAGGCCUGCGCUCGCAUCUGCUAAGCCGUGCGCCACGCCGACGGCGACGACCCUCUCGGAAUCUUCGACGGCAUCAAUGUCUUCAACGUCCGGACUCCCUGAAUCUUCGUCACCAUUGUCGUCCACUCUGGUCACGGAGCAGCCAGCAUCGGUGGGAAGCACACAGAGCGUCAUCGCUGAGGUUUUUGCUGCACUGGCCUUUGUCUUCUGUGCGGCCUGGGUCGGGUUAUGA
Colletotrichum orchidophilum is the source of this 804-nucleotide messenger RNA. RefSeq lists its product as uncharacterized. The record is from RefSeq and is a predicted model, not a curated record. NCBI's taxonomy places the organism in Eukaryota, Fungi, Ascomycota, Sordariomycetes, Glomerellales, Glomerellaceae. The transcript is spliced from 3 exons. Bases 1 to 804 code for a protein of 267 amino acids.